AUUGACCCAGAGAGCUCAUUAGGGUAUAGGUAUACUUACCACACUCGAGAGGAAGUUGUAAAGUCUCUCAACUCUUCGCAAAGUUGUUGAAUAACGAGCAGAGGGAGGGAGGAAGGAAUCUGAGGAGGAGAAAAUAAUGUUGUUCUUUUCUUACUUCAAGGAUUUGGUUGGACAAGAAGUAACGGUUGAGCUGAAGAACGAUUUGGCAAUCAGAGGGACUCUUCAUUCAGUUGAUCAGUACCUCAAUAUCAAGCUCGAGAACACUCGGGUUGUUGAUCAGGACAAGUUCCCUCACAUGCUUUCGGUCAGAAACUGUUUCAUCAGAGGAUCUGUGGUGAGGUACGUGCAGUUACCUCCUGAUGGAGUCGAUGUUGAUCUACUUCAUGAUGCUGCUAGAAGAGAAGCUCGAGGUGCUUGAUGAUUCCUCCAACACCUCAAUUGUAUCUCCAAACUUAAUCUCUUUAUUAACAAGACUUGCUUCUUCAUUUUUCCAUUUUCAUGUAAUCCCUUGAUAUGUAAUGAAUCUUUUUCUGUUAUCUCUAUCAAAGAUUUAUCUGUUCUCAACA
Molecule: messenger RNA, 566 nt
Organism: Brassica rapa (field mustard)
Lineage: Eukaryota; Viridiplantae; Streptophyta; Magnoliopsida; Brassicales; Brassicaceae
Product: sm-like protein LSM2
Biological process (GO): mRNA splicing, via spliceosome
Cellular component (GO): P-body; U4/U6 x U5 tri-snRNP complex; U6 snRNP
Molecular function (GO): RNA binding
Source: RefSeq, a predicted model, not a curated record